Messenger RNA from Morone saxatilis (striped sea-bass), 1613 nucleotides. RefSeq lists its product as uncharacterized. Gene Ontology annotation, molecular function: POU domain binding; DNA binding. Bases 1 to 894 code for a protein of 297 amino acids. The transcript has 5 exons. NCBI's taxonomy places the organism in Eukaryota, Metazoa, Chordata, Actinopteri, Moronidae. The record is from RefSeq and is a predicted model, not a curated record.
AUGGAGACAGAAUACUCUAAGAGAGUGUACCAGGGAGUCCGAGUCAAGCACACAGUCAAAGACCUGCUGGCGGAGAAACGAUCCCGACAGACAAAUGGGCCCAGAUACAGUGGAGGAUCGACCACUCCACCUUCAUUUGUCCAGAUGCCAGGGUCCCACAUGCUGCCCAGCUACUACGGCAUGAGGCGUCCCUUCAUCUCAGACUCAGACUUCUGCCCGUCCACCAAGCAGUUCUCCCCCGACGUCUACUCGUCGACGCUGGGCGGUAAACCUCUGGGCUGCGAGCCCUCCGCCAUGACCAGCUACUCCUCCCUCAUUGACAGCUACUACCCAGAGACCUUUGGCGAUUACCGCAGCGCUGCGGCCUUCUCCAGCUCCGGAGGGUCCUUCCUGCCAUCAUCGGCCCUCUCAUCCCUGCUGCCCCCCUUCGGUGGAGAGUCUUCGCAUUUAUUUCUAAGAGACUCCUGGGAGCAGUCUGUUCCAGAGUCAGUAUCCCAGGUGGAGACUCUGUGUCCGGACAGCCUGGCCUCCGUCAGUGUCCCACCCUCCAUGCCCAGCCCAGAACCCCCAGGGAGCCCCACGCAGUACCGCUCUCCCAGCCGCGGCUCCUCCAUGGGCCCCAUCUCCAGCAGCCAGCCCUACACCCUGCACCCCCUGGAAGACGCCCACUACCACGCCCUGACCACCAGCAGCUCCUACCCGGUCCCAUCCACAUCAUUCCCCUGCCCCCCCUACAUGAGCAGCCCUGUCAGCGACCUGGUGUCCAAGAUGGUGACGGAGGAGGCGGCCGACAGCCAUACCGGCCUCCCUCCCAAUGGCGAGGCUCCGUCCUGCUGGGCCAAAGAGGACGGCGUGAGCUCCUGGUCUCCCUACGAGAUCAGGAGGGCCUACUGACCGGAGGACGGACUGAGGUUGAGAAUUUAGGUUUCACAGACAAUGAAACAAUGACCUCAACAAGCACUUGACAAUUUACAAAGAGAGGAUUCAAGUUUGAAUAUGUUGGUAGGAGCCUAUGAUGACCACGGUGGCCAUAUUACAGCCUGAUCUGAUGGGAAACUCCUACUUAUUUGUAAGAAAGCAUGUGUGUCUUUUUUGUUUAAUUUGUAUGUAAAAGAGUGAUCAGUAUGGACUUGAUCAUAAACAAAUUCCACCAUAAGCCUUAAAACUGAAAAACAUACAAAGAUUAAGUGAUGUAGUAUGUAAAUAUGUGACCAUGGUACAUGCUAAAGACCCUUAAACUUACAUGGUACUUGCACUCCCCGAGGGUACUUGUGCAGUUACCAGUGGGGACAGGGUAAGAUUGUGGAGUAGCUGAACUAAUAUGUAGCCAACAGUACAUACAGUAUGUCCACAUAUUUGUGUUUUGGUGAAAACAGACAUACAAGUAGCAUUUCAAAAUGGUGUGAGGCUGAUCCUCAGUAUAUUUAUUGCCAGAAUAACCAAUAAACCGCACAAGACAUUAGGUUCCUCUUCCUAAUGGCAUUUACACUUAAUUUUCUGAACGAAAAGAAAUAAUCAGUGACAAGAAAGAUAGGUGGUUGGUCUCAUUUCCAGGUUGUCAAAUACCGACACGUUUGGAAUGAGACUCAACAAUAAACUCUUUCUUGGCUCUG